UCCAAACGGAUCGAUACACAUCAGUGAACAUAGUUUUACGACUUAACUUUAUAUUCCGGCAUAAACGUACUUAUGCUUACAAAAAUAACUGCCUUCUACACUUUUUAGUACAUGCCAUUUGUUACUAUUGUUAUGCAACAUUGUCCAUGGCUUAAAUAUAAUGUUUUACAGUGGAUUUAGAUCAUGGAAGGAGUGCAUAUUAGAGUUCAGAUUAAAACGAACAAGUGUGUGGUCAUAAGUUUAUUGUUGAGUAUCAUUCGUUCAGUGGAUGUGCAGUUUGCUAUGCCUAUGCCGAUGUUCGCUCCACCGCCGCCACCUCCCAUGUACGCAGUGCCAGCAGGGCCACAAAUACAAGUAGCAGUGAUGCCUGUUGCUAUUCCUGACUUUGACAGUGAUAAGGAAGAAAGUUCGUCGACGCCAGCGAUACAGGGACACGCAGGCCUAGCUCACAAUCAUCAACAUCACAUGGCUAUCCCCCUGAAGAUACCGAUGUCUGUGAUGGUACCCCCUCCCAUAAUGCUAGUACCUCGUUACCCACCCACAAUGUCAUCUUCAGAAAAAGACGGAAAAGAAGAGAAAUCCGCCUCCAGUGAGAAGAAGAGUGAUUCUUCAGGCAGCGGGUCCUGUAGCUCAGGAGAUUCAGGCAGCGGCAGCUACAGACGUACAAGAAAGCAUCUGAGGCAUGGUAGACGAAAAAAACUUAGAAAACUCAGUCGACAUAGACUUCAUAUGAGUAGAAGAUCUAUGAGUAGGGAUAGACCAUCUAUUAGGCCAAUUUUAUCGUUCAUAGAUGGACAUGGCGACAUAAAAGCAAGUAGAAAAUUACAUAGAACUGAUAUACGCGAAUUGAUGGAAGACAAUAGUGAAAAAGUUGCGAGGGACUAUGAUAAACAGGCCAUCAAAGAGAAGCGUCGGAAAUUACAGCAAUCAGUUCAAAAAGUAAAUGAACAGGCUGAUAAUACCCUGGUUAAUAUGGCUUUGAUAUCAGAUUUUGCUCAGAAAAUAAAAGAGAUUAAGGCACACAAUCCAUUACCAAUGCAAAGACCAAUGGGGCGGCAAGAGGUUGUGCAAGAACACAUCAAUAAGGCAUUUAAUCCUGAAGACCAUAAGGUUACGAAUUUAUCAGUUUCUUUUCAUGUAACAUAG
Pectinophora gossypiella (pink bollworm) is the source of this 1146-nucleotide messenger RNA. RefSeq lists its product as uncharacterized. The record is from RefSeq and is a predicted model, not a curated record. The transcript has a single exon. The coding region runs from base 184 to 1146 and encodes 320 amino acids. Lineage: Eukaryota; Metazoa; Arthropoda; Insecta; Lepidoptera; Gelechiidae.